This is a messenger RNA of Penicillium soppii, 1038 nucleotides long. RefSeq names its product RING finger domain protein. Gene Ontology annotation, biological process: protein monoubiquitination; protein polyubiquitination. Gene Ontology annotation, molecular function: ubiquitin protein ligase activity. The coding region runs from base 1 to 1038 and encodes 345 amino acids. The record is from RefSeq and is a predicted model, not a curated record. Lineage: Eukaryota; Fungi; Ascomycota; Eurotiomycetes; Eurotiales; Aspergillaceae. The transcript is spliced from 2 exons.
AUGGAUGAUGUCGAUUUGCGACAGAAAAUCCUCCAGCGUACCCUUCAGGAGGUAGCUGAUGAGGAAAAACAAGCAGUCGCUAAUCCUUGUGUUAUUUGCCUUGACACUAUCACCGAGCCAUGUGUGGCACAGCCAUGUCAUCAUGCCAACUUCGACUUCCUCUGCCUUGUUAGCUGGCUAGAGCAACAGCAGAAAUGCCCUCUAUGCAAAGUCGACCUGACAGCCGUUCAAUACGAACUCAAAGCCCCGCAAGGUCCAAAGCUAUACAAGCUCCUACCCCCGAGCGCAACACCUCCCGCAGUUCCAUCUGUAAUUCGGUCACAGAGAGGCUCUCGAAAUGGCCCACGAGGAGCAAGACGUCCGCCAGGCCCGCCGCAACCACCGCCAGACGAUCCACUCCAGCGCCGGCGCGACGUCUAUCGCAACCAAACAUACUCUAUGAGAGUCGGAUCCAAUCGCCUGUCUCAAUAUCGAGAACUGACACCAGAGCUUUUCAAUCGCGAUGAGGAGCUUGUCUCGCGUGCUCGGAAGUGGAUUCGCCGUGAACUACGAGUCUUUGCUUUCUUGAAUCCAGAGAUGGAGGAAGAGCAGCGCAUACCCCAGCAGGUCUCCCGACCUGGGACCCAACGGCUGGAGAACCGCAGGGCAAAUAAUGCCGAGUUCCUUCUUGAAUAUGUGAUUGCUAUCUUGCGGACAGUGGAUCUCAAAGGCAGUGCAGGACAAGCGGAGGAGCUCUUGCGCGAUUUCAUCGGACGAGAGAAUGCCUGUCUUUUCCUCCACGAGUUACAGGCAUGGCUGAGAAGUCCAUACAAUUCUUUGGUAGACUGGGAUCGUCAUGUUCAGUACCCGAAUGGUCUGCAGAGCACAUCCGAUAGAGAACCUAGAGAUGCACAUCGUUCGGAUCGUAGACCGAACCCUACACAAAACCGCGGCAGGGGGCAGGCAUCCCGACGACCUUCUUAUAGGCCCCGAUCUGAUGAUCCAGAGGGUCGCUCUCAGCGGCUGCAGCAGGCUCAGCAACGAUAUCAUCCAUAUUGA